CUGGUGGUAUCCACCAUUGGGCUCGCGAUUGGGGCCCCCAACUAUGCCGCCUGACAGGCACCGAGAUAAGCCGUGACAAGAGGCUUCCUGCUGUGAUGAUAGAUUAAGUUGGAGCAAUUGUUAAGAUUCGUAAUAUGAGUGCACAAGAAUUAACAUUUGCCGAGGUUGCACGUAUCCGAAACCUCGCCCCAAGCACUGAAUGGGCCAUCAAAGCGGUGAAUGCCUUCUCGAAGGCGUCGACAGCCGAGCAGACUGAGGUCCGCAUCGCGAAGCCGGCGACCGCGCGCGAACUUCUCGAGGAGCUCAUCUCCCGCCAGCCGGCAGGGCGCGGAGGUGGCGCAGGUUCGGCAGCAACGGGCGUAAUAACGACUGUCAUACAAGGCGGACCCGACACCAGCAUGGAAUACAUCCGGCGUGUCCUGGUGAAGCCGUACCCGUUGGGCGUGACUACUAAUAAUGUCGGCGGCGGCGGCGUGCCGAUGAGCGCACCAGCAGCAGCAGCAGCAGCAGCAGUAAAAGCAGCAACAGCAGUGAAAGCAGCGGCGUGCUCGGGGCUUCUGGCCGAGCCGCUGGAUGCCAAGCUGCCGGUGCUGGGCGCAUUGGUGCAGGGGGCUUUGCUUGGCGACAGCAGGCUCGGGGAGUACGUGACGGUGGAGACGGGCGAUGGGCUUGCUGCCUGGGCUCACAAGCUGCGCCUCACCACGACUGCCGCGCUGAGUGGCAUGCAUCUGUUCAUCAGCGACAAGCUCGGGGGCUCGAAGACCAUGACCACCGUGAAAAUGGCCCUGCUGGUGGACGCAACGCUGUCGCUCGCCCUCGAAAACCUGGGUCUUUACACGAGCAUGGACCGCGCCGCUGCAGACGAAUCGUAUGGCGCAGCAGAGCAGCAGCUUCGCCCCGACUUCCUCUUGUGGGUGGGCAACGCUCUGCUGUUCAAGGGCGAGGAACACGCCUCAGACAUGCAGAGCGCUAUUGCGGGGUUGUGGGCCAAGAUGGCGACCCCAUGGAUCCCAGCCCUGCUGCCGGACGCCAGCAUGCCCUGCAUGUUUGCCUACGCAGCUGCUGGAAACUCGGUGAAGUUCUUCGCUAUUACCAGCAGCGGCGGCGGCGGUUCAGUGCGGAUGACGACCAUCAGCGAGCACCUGGACAUCGGCACACCAUUCGGUCGCAUCCAGGUGGUGCACCACAUCCUCAAGAUCCUGCAGGUCCUGGUGGCGUACGCGCCUCACGUGCCAAGCAUCCUCAUGCCCCUUGGCGGCGUGAGGAAGGAGGUGGGACCCCUCGGCAACGUCCUGCGCAGUGUGACGCUGUUCCCAGAGUUUGUGCGGAAGAGCGUGGACCUGUCGCAGCAGGACGGCAGCACCAUGGACUACCAGGGGCUUGCGGACAUGUACCGCGCCCUUGGCGGCGUGCGCUGCCCCAACCUGGUCCGCCUGCACUGCCGCGGCGGCAGCAGUGGCGGCGGCAGCGGCGGCGGCAUCCACCUGCAGCCCGACGGCAAGACGGUGGUGCUGUACCUGGAGCCCGUGGGGCUGCCACUGCAGCGCGCGCCGCCGAGCGAGGCCGACCUGCGGCGGGCGGUCCGCGACGUGCUGGCGGGCGUGGCGGCUCUGCACGCAGCAGGCUUCGUGCACCGCGACAUCAAGUGGCAGAAUGUGAUCAGGCUGCCGGCGGCCGCCGCCUUCACCACCGCCGCCUCGCAGCAGCCGGCGGACACGUACGUGCUCAUUGACCUGGAGCACGCAGCGCCCGCGGACUUCCCGCUGGACUGCGGCCAGCCGCCGCCGUACCAGCUGCCCACGUGGCCGGCGGCGCACCUGCUGGACCCGGCCACGGGGCGCUACACGCGGCAGUCCGACCUGUGCAUGCUGGCGGCGGCGCUGAUGAGCUACCUGCCCUUCUCGCUCAGCGACAGCGGCUGCGACCUGCGGCAGCGGCUGGUGACGCGGCAGCUGCUGAGCGCCGAGGCGGCGCUGCAGCACGAGUGGCUGCUGCAGGAGUAGAUGAGGCGCGGCGGCGGCGGCCGCUGCCGCUCGCCAUGCUGCGCCAGCUGGUCGGGUGCGUGGAUGGCUGGCAGUAGCGGCGGCACAGAACCGCUGGCAGCAGGCCGAGGUGUGUGUGUGCAGCCGCGACUCUUGCUGGAUGGCUGACACUGCGCUUCUGCGGGAUGCCGCGGCGAGGCGAACUGCUGGCCGCGCUAGCUGCAGCUGGGAGGCGUGGGGCGGGGUAACAGAAGCCGGAAUGGCCAGACGGCCAGUGGUGCUGGAGAUUCAGUGCAGCAACACGGACCAGCAGGGUGCGUGUGGGCGCGGCAGUGCACUAGCAGCGAUGACAGCCAGCCGCGUGCCGCCUAUCGGGAGUAUUGCUUGUGGGCAGAUACGUGCAGUGGCGGCACGCAGCGGGAGCGGGCGACGGCGACCCGCUCUUCGCGGCGGUGGGGCUGCGCACGGUGGGGGCAGGAGGGGAAGGAGUGGUUUACGCGGCGGCUAAGGAGCCUGCUACAGGCGGUGUGGGAAGGGGCCGCAGGUAAAGCCGGACGCGGCUAGUUUCUCAGCUCACAGCCUGCGUAGGGGCCGCGGGGCUACGGCAGCUGCCAAUGCGGGGCUAUCGAUUGAAGACAUUAUUACGGCGUACGGCCGGUGGAAGUCUGCGUGUACAUUUGUAGAUCAACCUUACAGCAGCGGCGGCUAGUGGCGAGAGUGUGAGCAUGUGGGGAACCAGUCUGGGGGUAGUUCCUGCCCGCCGGCGCAAGCAAGGUAGGCGCGGCGGGGCAGACCUGGUUUGAAAGGGCGGCGUUUGGUGGGCGCCGCCGGGCCGGCUGUGGGGAGAUGGAUCCAGAGUUCUAACCCGCACGUGUACGGCCCGCAAUCCCCCAUAUCUGUUUUGCUGCUGCCUGGACAUAGCGUAAGCAGGUUUGCGAACGGACGCUGAAGGCGGCAACGUGGCUGAGAGAGACAUGGCACUGAGUGCAAUCAAGACGAUGCGGUGUUAUUUUGUGGG
Chlamydomonas reinhardtii is the source of this 3000-nucleotide messenger RNA. RefSeq lists its product as uncharacterized. Gene Ontology annotation, biological process: protein phosphorylation. Lineage: Eukaryota; Viridiplantae; Chlorophyta; Chlorophyceae; Chlamydomonadales; Chlamydomonadaceae. Gene Ontology annotation, molecular function: ATP binding; protein kinase activity. The record is from RefSeq and is a predicted model, not a curated record. The transcript is spliced from 12 exons. Bases 135 to 2003 code for a protein of 622 amino acids.